AUGUGGCCUUCAAUCAUAAUGCUUUAACCCAGGCAGAAUAGAAGCAAGUCUGUUUUUCUGACUCAAGAAAAAAAAAAGUCAAGGGGACAAAAACUAGGCUGGAUUACAUUUGUCUGCAUUUGCAUCGCCCUGCAGGAUUCCCAAGCCGGACCUUGGAUCUAUACACACACAACAGCGGAUUAAUGUGGUCGCAAACUUGUGGAUUUAUCAAAAAUUGAAGCUGGUGGCUGGAGUGAGGUGAGGUGGUGUUUUUUGGAGGAGUGAAACCAUGUGGCUUCUCUGCUCCUCUCUGGCUCUGCUGGCCAUCAUCUUUGGAUCGUGUGACCCUCUGGUGUCCGAACAAGAUGUGCAGUGCCCGUCCUUACAAGUGGAGGACUGGAAGUUUCCCCAGAGCGCCAGGACCAACAUCACCGGUUUUAAUCUGGUGAGGCGAUUUUCCCUGCUCAAGAGCAAAGAUGUCAAGAAGAUCCGUAACCCUCGAGGAGCUGUCAUCCUCCGCUUGGGCAAGACUGCACUCUUACAACCCAGCGACCAGGUGUUCCCCUAUGGCCUGCCAGAGGAGUUCACUCUGGUCUUCACCCUGGCGUUAAAGAAGGCUGCCUUGAGAGACACCAUCUACCUCUUUCAGAUAUCGGAUGCGCAGGGAUAUCCACAGCUCUCCGUAGACGUCAGCGGCCCAGAUCGCACCCUGUCCUUUCGAGCCAAAGGGGCAAACCCUUCAGCGGACCUGGUGGGUUGUGUUUUCACUGGAGAGGGAGUGGAAGCCUUGAUGGAUCUGCACUGGCACAAGUUGGCCCUCAGUGUCCAACACGGAGCUGCUUCCCUCCAUGUGGAUUGCAGCUCAAUUGAGACCAAACCCCUGGAACCCAGAGGAGCCCUUCCCUCUGAUGGACACACUCUGCUGGGUAUUCGGGCGUCAGAUGCUGGGGCUGUGCAAAUGGAUAUUCAGCAGGCAAUGCUGUAUUGUGACCCCUCACUUGCCAUGCACGAGGCCUGCUGUGAAAUACCUGGGGCACGGUGCCCUCCUGAUGCUCCCAAGAGCCGCCGUGCUGCUGAAAACGACCUGUUGGACAACACAUUUAACCAGGAGAUUUUUGCAUCCAAGGAUCUUGCAGAAAAAUGUGGGGGGUGUUUACUCCUGAAUAGGGAAGAAAAUGUUGUAAACUUCGGUGGGGCUGCUGGGUUGAAAGGUGAAAAAGGGGACCGGGGUGAUGACUGUUCUGGCUCCCAUUCAGGUCCAUGCACAGAAGGACCCAAGGGGCAGAAGGGAGAGAAAGGCGAGUCGGCGACCCCUGCCAACUGGGGCGAAGCAGCAGGGUACAAGGGAGACAAAGGUCAGAAGGGUGAGAGGGGUCCACAGGGUCUGACAGGCACCCCAGGAAAGGAUGGUCGAGCGGGAUCGGUCUGUGUGGUCGGCCCCAAGGGACAGAAGGGUGUCCCUGGUAUGGUAGGUCCGGAAGGAUUGGCAGGAGAGCCAGGAAAGCCGGGACUUCCAGGCCUACCAGGGGUCGGAAAACCAGGUCCUCCAGGCCCUCCUGGUGAACCCAGCGGUGCAAAAGGAGAAAAGGGCGAUAAAGGAACUUCAGGAGAAGAUGGAUUCCCUGGAGAACCAGGUCCAAGAGGACCACCUGGAUAUAAAGGAGAGAAGGGUGACCCAUGCGAAGUGUGUCCAGUGCUGCCUGCAGACAUAGGCAACACAGUGGCUUUGCAAGGGAAACCUGGCCCUAAAGGAGAGUCCGGAUUACCAGGGAUAGGAGAGAGAGGACCGCCUGGUCUUCGAGGUGCAGAUGGCAAGGAAGGACGGAAGGGACAACCAGGAUCUGAUGGUACCAAAGGUGAAAAGGGAGAGCCGUGUUCUGCGUGCCCCACUCUCGGAGAGUUUUCUAACUCUGUCCCCGGUGUCAUGACCCAAACCCAACAGCAAAAAGGCGAGAAGGGAGAAGCUGGAAUUGGGCAGAAAGGAGAGAAGGGGCAGCCAGGAGAUGUAGGGCCGGCUGGUCUUAGAGGAGAGCAGGGUAAUCCAGGCAGCAGAGGAGCUGAUGGAAAGACCGGAAAACCUGGAUCAAGGGGACCAAGUGGCAAGGAUGGACAGAAAGGUGAAAAGGGAGCACAAGGGCAGCCUGGUGUUAGUUCUCCGGGUCAAAAGGGUGAGAAGGGCGAGUGCGGUGUGUGCGAAUCAUCAGAGGUUGGCCGGAUACCUGCUAAUAUCAAAAUGCCAGUGGGAGCAAAAGGCAGUCAAGGUGAACCAGGCCCUCAGGGGCCACCAGGACCUCCAGGUCUUGGGGCUGAAGGCAAACAGGGCCCAUCGGGGCUGCCUGGUGCCAAAGGAGAAAAGGGUGAGCAAGGAGAUCGAGGAGAGAAUGGAUUAGAUGGAGCUACUGGAGCCCCAGGACUGCCUGGAGACCAUGGUCGGGAUGGCCAACGGGGCUUGAAGGGAGAAAAGGGGGAUGCGUGUACCAGCUGCCCUUCUGCUGGUGCUGUGGUGGGUGACGGUGUAGCUGUGCCAGGCCCCAAAGGAGAGAAAGGAGACCCCGGCCCCCCAGGAGAAGGAAAGUCUGGCAAAAAUGGAAAGUCAGGUUUGCCUGGUGUGCAGGGCCCCGUUGGUCCCAAAGGAAUCAAGGGAGAAGUCGGAAUCCCAGGAAUUGGCCUUCCAGGACCACAAGGUGAAGAGGGACCAAGAGGACUCCCAGGACAUGUAGGACCUGCUGGUGCCAGAGGAUCACCUGGGCCUGCUGGCCCUGCAGGGGAGAAGGGCUUCAAAGGUGACUCUGGGCUUCCUGGACCAACUGGUCCUCUGGGCGUUGGAGUGGCAGGCCCCCCGGGUAGAGAUGGAGCCCGCGGCUCCACGGGACUGCCGGGAGCUGAUGGAAGACCUGGGCUUGAUGGAGCUAAAGGGGACAAGGGUGAACCUGGAGAGUGCGGCUGCCUAAUGCCGCACACGGGCGUAGGCGGACCUGGAGCUCCAGGAACUCCAAUAAACACGUGGCAGCCCGGGCCUCAGGGUCCCCCAGGGCCUCCUGGCCCACCUGGACCCCCUGGGCCAGAGGGAGUUAUUGGAAGCCAAGGACCUCAGGGUAUCCCUGGAAACGACGGGCUACCGGGGAAACCGGGUUUGCCUGGAAACAUCCCUUACAUCGGACCAAAGGAGCUGCCUCGAGACUCCCCGGGAAGUCAGGAUGAUGACUGCGAAGGGGGAUGUUCCCAAGGGUUGCCAGGGGUGCCGGGGAUGGUUGGUGCCAAGGGAGAAAAGGGAGACCAGGGCAGGCCUGGCGUAACUCCCUUGGACAGCUGUGACUUGUGUUUGGAGAGACUGCACACGGAGCAGGCAACACAACCAAGGGGCGAUCAGCCUUGUGUGGGAACACCUGGAAUCCCAGGAAUGUCUGGAUCACCGGGAACAAAAGGAGAUCCAGGUCCAUCUGGCGAAAGAGGCCAAGCGGGAAUGCCCGGAAACAUGGGACCUCCUGGAUUUCCAGGUUCUCAGGGCCCACCUGGUUUACCUGGUCAACAGGGUGAGCGAGGGUCAGAUGGCCUCCCGGGAAUGAAGGGUGAUCAGGGUCCUUCAGGGACGCCUGGGUACCCAGGAACCAUGGGCCCUCCUGGACUGCCUGGACUCAAGGGCGAACGUGGAAGCCCAGGAACUGCUGGCCUAACAGGAGAAUCAGGGCCUCCUGGUAACCCUGGAUAUCAAGGACAAGCUGGAUUGCCGGGCAUUAAAGGAGACAGUGGACCAGCAGGGCCUGCUGGUGCUAAGGGGGAUCAGGGCUUCCAAGGACAACCAGGCUUCCCAGGACCACCUGGACCACCAGGUCCUGCCGGCAAAACUGGAAGGGAAGGACUUCAAGGGCUCAAAGGGGAAAAAGGCAACGACGGCACUCAAGGCCCUCAAGGACCAAGUGGACCACCCGGUUCAACCGGGUCGCCAGGGUUGAUGGGCCCCCGUGGCAUUGACGGAAUUGAUGGAAAAGAUGGGAAGCCAGGACUGCGGGGAGAAACAGGACCUCCAGGCCCAGCAGGACCCCGGGGAAUGCCUGUACCAGACAGCGUGUGCAGCGUUCCCCCUUAA
This is a messenger RNA of Neolamprologus brichardi, 4066 nucleotides long. The record is from RefSeq and is a predicted model, not a curated record. Lineage: Eukaryota; Metazoa; Chordata; Actinopteri; Cichliformes; Cichlidae.